Molecule: messenger RNA, 1740 nt
Organism: Cyclopterus lumpus (lumpfish)
Lineage: Eukaryota; Metazoa; Chordata; Actinopteri; Perciformes; Cyclopteridae
Gene: lmod2b
Product: leiomodin 2 (cardiac) b
Exons: 6
Coding region: 1-1740 (579 amino acids)
Biological process (GO): pointed-end actin filament capping; myofibril assembly; muscle contraction
Cellular component (GO): striated muscle thin filament; myofibril
Molecular function (GO): tropomyosin binding
Source: RefSeq, a predicted model, not a curated record
AUGAGCUGUUUUGGGUACCGCAGAGAGUUGAGUAAGUAUGAAGAUCUUGAUGAGGACGAGCUUUUGGCUUCCCUCACCCCCGAAGAGUUGGCUGAGUUGGAAAAGGAGCUGGUGGAUAUUGAUCCUGACGCCAACGUGCCCAUAGGACUCAGACAGAGAGACCAGACGGAUAAGACCCCAACGGGCACCUUCAGCAAAGAGUCGCUGAUGAAGUAUUGGGAAAAUGAGACACGCAGACUGAUGGAGGACGAGAUUUGUGGAGGAAGCCCCAAACCGGAUGAAGAACAAGAGGAGUGUGUGACAGAAGAAAACAGUAGAACAGAGGAUGAAAAAGAUGUUAAAAAUGAGAAAGAACCGAGAAAGCAUGAAGCGCUAAAGAAGGAAGAAGAGGAAGAGGAGAAGGAAGAAGAGGAGAGUGAGGAAGAAGUGGAAGCUCUAACAGAGGAGGAGGAAAAUGAUGAGGAGGAUGAUGACGAUGAUGAUGAUGAUGGUGAGGAGGAGGAGGAGGAGGAGGAGGAGGAGGAGGAUGAACAAGAUAAUAAAUUAAAACCUGAGCCCUCAAAGGAGACUGAGGCACAGUCACGGGCCGACACCCCGAUGCUACUGAAGCCGCAGAGGGUGGAGCCUAUGAGACUGACUCCUCCCCCUCCACCUGCCGACCCGAAUGCGAUGGGAAACCCAACCGUUGUUGAUGAAGCUCUCCAACGAGCUCUUGGCAACGACCCUGAGCUCACGGAGGUUAAUCUGAACAACAUUGACGAUAUCUCACAGGAAACUCUAAUUCGAUUUGCUGAAGCACUGAGGUCCAACACAUACGUAAGGGUCUUUAGCGUCGCGAACACCCGAGCCGACGACUCCGUGGCGCUGGCCAUUGGUAAGAUGCUGAGGGAAAACUCUUCCAUCACCAGUCUGAAUAUAGAGUCCAACUAUGUGAGUGGAAAGGGCGUGAUGGCGAUGGUUCAAGCACUUCCUGAAAACAACACCCUGACUGAGCUUCGGUUCCACAAUCAGAGACACAUGUGUGGAGCACAGGUAGAGAUGGAGAUGGUGAAGAUACUGAGGGAAAACCACACCUUGAUCAAGUUGGGCUACCAGUUCAACCUGCCUGGUCCCCGGAUGAGCAUGACGGGGAUCCUCACCAGGAACCAGGACCGUCAGAGACAGAAACGGUUACAAGAGCAGAGACAGCUGCAACAGGGCCAACAGGGGGCAGCAGAGGGAGCUCUUAACCCCAGAACCACUGCACUGAAAGGAACUCCUCGUUCAUCACCUUACAGCUCACCCAGAGCCUCUCCUUGGUCCUCACCCAAACUCCCCAGGAGUGACCUGGCUAAAAAACAGACGCCACCUGCUCCACCUCCUCCUCCGCCUCCACCUCCUCCUCCUCCCCCACCGCCUCCCCCACCGCGGGAGAAGAAGAAGCCCACCAGGAUGAUUGCGGAGGUCAUCAAGGCGCACGAGGCCGGCAGCAAGAAGGUGAGAAAGACAAAAGUUAAAAAGGGCAAGAAGGGGAAGGAGACGGGGAAGGAGACUGGGAAGGAGACAGGGAAAGAAGAGACGACUAGCAUCCUGAGGGAGCUCAAGAACGCGCUGAGGCCCAUGUCGGUGGAGAGGAGAGGGGAGGAGGGCAGCCGGCCGUCCACGCCAGUGAGGUCAGCACACGGCCAGCUGAUGGAGUCCAUUCGCAACAGCAACAACCGCUGCCUGAAACGGGUGGAAAUCCCACAUCACCUACUAUAA